UUCUUCAAUGUCAUGGCCGUAAUAGAGGGCGCAUUUUCAAAAUAAGUAGAAAACAAAUUCAAAGGAUUAAUACAAAAAAAACAAUGCCAAAUGAUGAAAGAUUUCUUGUAAGUGGCUGGGAAGAUGAUUUAAAUGAUAUAGAUUACGAGAAGCAUCCUCAUGAAACACCAGAGAAAGAAAUACUUUGGGCUGCAGAAAAUGGGGAGCUAGAAGUCGUUAAGUCUCUAGUUUUGAAGGAUCCCGGUUUGGUAAAUGUCGCUGACAAGGAUGGGUACACACCACUUCAUCGGGCAUGUUAUAAUAAUCAUGUGGAAGUAGUGGAAUUUCUUUUGGAAAAUGGGGCUGAUAUUUCUGCAAAAACACUUAUGUUGUGGCAGCCUCUGCAUUCGGCUUGCCAAUGGAACCAUAAAGAGUGUGUUUUACGAUUAAUUCAGCACGGUGCUGAUGUAAAUGCAGCUAGUGAAGGAGGACAAACACCUCUACAUAUAGCAACUUCUCAUGGUACUUCAUAUGAAUCAGUCCAGUUACUGUUAAUGCAUCCAUAUAUAAAUCCAAAUAUUCUUAACAAUAAUAAGGAGACCCCAUUUGAUAUUGCUAAAAGAGCCUCAAAUUACUAUAAGAUGUUUGAAAUGACGAAUCCUGCAUUUAAUGGAAUAAGAAAGACUACAGGAAAUAUAAAAUAAAAGUCAUAAAAAUAAAAUGAAAUCGUCAAUAUUAGAAAUAGAAGCACAGGUAAAAGUUAAGUCAAAAUUUUUAACACAAAAAGAGACAAGUACAAAUAUUUAUUUUGAAAGCUUGUUUUUUAAAGUAGUUUGGUCCUUUUCAGUGUUUUAAUUAAUAA
Messenger RNA from Agrilus planipennis (emerald ash borer), 841 nucleotides. Its product is annotated as ankyrin repeat domain-containing protein 49-like. NCBI's taxonomy places the organism in Eukaryota, Metazoa, Arthropoda, Insecta, Coleoptera, Buprestidae. The transcript has 3 exons. The record is from RefSeq and is a predicted model, not a curated record. Bases 84 to 683 code for a protein of 199 amino acids. Gene Ontology annotation, molecular function: protein binding.